Rubroshorea leprosula is the source of this 1147-nucleotide messenger RNA. Lineage: Eukaryota; Viridiplantae; Streptophyta; Magnoliopsida; Malvales; Dipterocarpaceae. The record is from the annotation of a GenBank genome assembly.
CAUAUCAGUCUCGAUUUCUGCAUGUGGAGAGCAUUUGAAUGCUGAUUAUUCGAGAAAAAUUCCUUUUAGGGAGCAUCCCACAGGGUGUGAUUCUCUCUCCCAGAAUAUUUUUGCUUCUGCUUAUAGUGUUUUAAAGAAUUUAAGUCUUUAUAUUCAGAAUCAGGUUUCUUAUGGACUGUAUUGUAGAGAUGGAAUGCCUUCGAAAAGAGGAUAGGGGUAACCAAACCCUCCAAAGAAUUGCGGAGCAGCUUCAAUGUUAUAAAGGACCAAGACGGAGUAAGGAAAUAGAGCAGAAUUCUAUUGAUACCGGCUCGGGUUUCAGGCUUAUGGAGGCCCAGGAUGCUGAAAAUAAGCAGUUUUCUUGUGCAAACGGAAGGGACAGGAGAGCAGCUGUGUUGAUAUGCCUCUUCCAGGGCUAUGAAGGCGAGUUACGUGUCAUUCUUACUAGAAGGUCCAUGAAGUUGGCGUCUUUCCCAGGAGAUGUAGCAUUGCCGGGUGGGAAGAUGGAAGAAGGAGAUGUAGAUGACUCUGCAACCGCACUGAGAGAAGCCAUGGAAGAGAUUGGCUUGGACUCAAACUUGGUUCAAGUAGUUGCAAAUCUAGAGCCCUUCAUCUCUCAGAACGAUCUCCGGGUUGUUCCUGUUGUAGGCCUGCUUGCCAGGAUAGAAGAUUUCAGGCUUGUACUCAAUGCUGAUGAAGUUGAAGCAGUUUUUGAUGCUCCACUCGAAAUGUUCCUCAAGGAAGAAAACCAUAGAUGCGAAGAAAGGUCAUGGAAGGGUUGGAAAUAUGUUCUCCAUUGCUUUGACUUCGAAUCGGAGAAAGGGGAUUUCCUGAUAUGUGGCCUGACUGCAAGCAUUCUCAUUAGAGCAGCCUCUGUCAUCUACCAGAGGAUUCCCUGUUUCAAUGAACAUCUCCCUGAUUUUCAACAACUGCAAAGAACCUUGAAUAAUGGAGCAUAGUGCUCUGAAAACUUCUGUUUUGCAAUAUUCCUUUAAGCAAAAAGCUUCAUGCUUUGUUUCCCUUUGUAGGUUUGUAAUGGAAAGUAGAAAUAGUCUGUAACUUGAAAAAGUGUGAAUCUAUGUUCUUGAUUUUCCGCAAAUUCAGCCAAAAGCUGCCGGAUUUGGAAUAGGUUGGAAUGACUUUGAAU